UGAUGAAGACCGGCUCUAUAUAAAGGCUUAAAUUGUAUCGAUAUCACAUAAACAAACAAAAAGCAGAGACAAAAGAAAGUGUCAAAGCUAGCCAAGGAAGAUCAGACCAGACCAGACCAGAGAAAUGGCUAACAAGCAUCGAUUUGGCCCAAUCUUCUUCAUCUUUCUGUCGUUGUUGCCCUUACUCUUGCAGUUUUCUUCUGCUACAGGCGAUCUCCAAUUGGAUUACUAUAAUGAUAGUUGCCCAAGAGCUGAAGAAAUCAUCAAAGAACAAGUCAACAACCUCUACCACAAGCAUGGAAACACUGCGGUUUCAUGGAUCAGAAAUCUCUUCCAUGAUUGCAUCGUUAAGUCGUGCGAUGCAUCACUGCUGCUGGAGACGAAAUAUGGCAUACUCUCGGAGCAGAGUUCAGAGAAGAGUUUCGGGAUGAGAAAUUUUAAAUACAUCGUCACCAUCAAAGAGGCUCUCGAGAGCGAGUGCCCCUUGGCCGUUUCUUGUGCUGAUAUCGUUGCUCUUUCUGCUAGAGACGGUGUUGCCCUGCUGGGAGGGCCACAGAUUGCAAUGAAAACAGGGAGGAAGGACAGCAAAGAAAGUUAUGCUGCAGAGGUGGAAGAGCUCAUCCCUAACCACAACGAUACCAUGUCUUCGGUUCUGUCGCGAUUUCAAUCCGUUGGCAUCGAUACUGAAGGGACAGUUGCACUUUUAGGGGCACACUCAGUGGGGAGAACCCAUUGCACAAACCUUGUAGACAGGCUCUACCCAACAGUGGAUCCUAGCUUGGACCCUGGCCAUGCUGAAUACCUAAAACGUCGAUGCCCUUCACCGUAUCCCGAUAUGGAGGCCGUGGAAUACUCGCGGAACGACCUAAAAACGCCGAUGGUGUUGGACAACAUGUAUCACAAGAACCUAUUGAGCCACAAGGGGCUGUUAUCGGUUGAUCAGCAACUGGCUUCCGAUCCUGCAACGUUGCCUUUUGUGGAGAAAAUGGCGUCCGACAACGGCUACUUCCUUGAGCAGUUUUCCAGGGCAAUGGUCGUGCUAUCGGAGAACAAUCCGAUUACUGGAGAUGAAGGAGAGAUAAGGCGGGAUUGUCGUUACGUGAACCGGGAUUAAAUUGCGAAAAUCGUCAUGCGCUAUGGGGCAAUAAAAUUGUGUCCGCAAAUUACUAUUAAGGAAUGAUUCGAGAAUUAGUACCAAAUUGCUAGUGACAUUAUAGAAGAAUACUCAGAUUAAAGAUUUUUCUC
Molecule: messenger RNA, 1245 nt
Organism: Rhododendron vialii
Lineage: Eukaryota; Viridiplantae; Streptophyta; Magnoliopsida; Ericales; Ericaceae
Product: peroxidase 21
Exons: 5
Coding region: 125-1114 (329 amino acids)
Biological process (GO): response to oxidative stress; hydrogen peroxide catabolic process
Molecular function (GO): peroxidase activity; heme binding
Source: RefSeq, a predicted model, not a curated record